Hyaloscypha bicolor E is the source of this 2046-nucleotide messenger RNA. RefSeq lists its product as uncharacterized. The record is from RefSeq and is a predicted model, not a curated record. The coding region runs from base 1 to 2046 and encodes 681 amino acids. The transcript is spliced from 5 exons. Lineage: Eukaryota; Fungi; Ascomycota; Leotiomycetes; Helotiales; Hyaloscyphaceae.
AUGGCCAGUGACAUCCAUUCCAGCAUUGAAGAUCUCCAGAAAUCUGUUCAACCCACCAAAACAAAAGACGAUAUCCGCGUUUUGAGUAAUCUGGAAAAUUCCAUUCGUUCAUCAGCGGGCGUUGUCUCAUCUGCGUCCACAAUCGUAGGCAAUGGCACAGCAGAGCACAAUUCUAGGCAGUAUGGUUCAGAGUUUGGAGACGUUUUCCCAUCACAGCCUGGCGAAAUGUUGUCAAGAUGGGCAACUUCAAGCACGGUAUUCGAAUUCGAGGACCCGCAGGGCUCGCAAUCCCAUACUUCUCAACGGCCUUCUAUUGGUGCACCUCUUUCCUCCGUUCAGGAAGGCUUUGAAGCUGAAGACGACCCAGUCGACUCGGAUACUGAACUAGAGGAAGUAACCAUGCUUGCUCUGUUGAAACGCGGCAAGCAGAGGCUCGAACAAAACGAUUUCCCAGCUGCCGAGCGCCAUUUUUUGAGUUGUCUCAACAGGCUACAAGCUAUUAGACCUUCCCUUCCUGCGAAGCGCUGGUUGAGUAUCAACUCAGAAGUCACCCCACUUCUAACCUUUGCAUUUUCUCGCCAAAGGAAAUUGGAAGCAGCUCAGUCUCUCCUCAUGGAAAGAGUUACAAAUCCACCCAAUCCAGAAGACAUUGAUGAGGUCCUGUACUAUACAUUUUCCCUGGCGGAGGUGCUCUUUGCGAACGAAGCGUAUUCGGAAGCCAUGUUAUAUGGUAGACGUGCCUUGAAAGGCUACUGGAAGCUAGGCAGCAAGGGCUCACGCGGAGUAGAGAAAGCUCUCGACCUUCUCAUACGUGUAUGUCGCCAAGACGGCAAUAAAGACGACGAGGACGCAUAUACAGCUACUUUGGCCGAAUUUGAAGAGCGAAACCCUUCCAGGCCAAAGGACGAGAGGCUCACACGUUUAAAUUCUGUCAAUGCGUCUCAACCUACCCCAGAGGCAAAGACUGUCUCCGAAAACCACAAUCCUUUUUCCGAUUCCCCUGCGAUAGCAAAGUCAACACCAGAGGAGACCGUGAAAAGCUUUGCUGACACUGCCAAUCGAUCUCCGCGUCGACAGCCGCGGAAAGUCGACAACAGGCUCAAGUCCCAACCUCCUCAAAAGACAAAGACCGCCUCUGAAAAUUACAAUGACGAUUGGGAUCCUUUUGCUGACUCCCUUGUGAGAGCAACCACACCUGAGGAGACCGUGAAAAGCUUUUCACAACGUCAGCGGCAGGAAGUCGGGGCUGUGUCUCAACCUCCUCCAGAAGCAAAGACUACCUCAGGAAUUGACGAUAGUCACAACUGGGAUGCUAUCUUUGCAGGACCUGACUCCCCUCCGACAGUAGAUUGGACACCUAGUGAGAGCAUAAAAAGCUUGGCUAUGACUAAUAGUCGGUCGGCGCGUGCCGCUCUGUCGGCGCGUCGAGAGCGGCAGGAACUUGGCAGCGGGCUUAGCUUUCAAGAUUUGACGAGGAGUAUGAAGCCCGACGGACCGCAACGCCAACAGAGUGCUCCGAACGUCCUCAUUAAUCGUCCAUUGUCGGCCACGUCCACACCUUCCCCUUACAAAAACCAAAGCAGGCCGCAAAAAUCCAAAGAUUACGAUUCACGAACUAGCGUCGACGAGUUCUUGAAUCCAAAACCACCUAUGUAUCCGGACAUCAUUCCCAGCGACGAUAUUGUUCCACCUGGAGGUUCAUCUCAGAGACCAAGUCUUACAUCAAAGUCCCUCAAUAAGUUCGGCUCUUCCUCAACUUCAUCUAAAAAAGCGGCGAGCCCGGGGACCAUCAGUUGGCUUGCCAGAAGCUGGACGAAUAAGACUAAAAGUUCGUCGACGAGUGUUGACGACGCGUCGACUACCGCUGUCGUGAACACAAUUCAAAGUUUCCCAAAACCUCGUUGCUUCCUGGUCAGGGAUCACUGUGAUCUCAUAUCAAAAACUCUGAAGGUUUUCCGAUACAGAAAAGACGGCGUUGAUGGUCAUCGAGUCAUCGAUUUCGAGGCUGUUAUAGAUUUCACUUUUGAAGAGUCGGCCCUCAGCUAA